UAUCCGACUGAAUUUAGUUUAGCGUGACUGCAGCUCCCUUCCUCUGGCUCAUCUCCUACAUCGCUCUCUUUGCAGUGCUGCGGGCGGGGGAGAAUGCAUGGACCGUUCCCUCGCAGCUGAUCUCUCUCGUUCUUUCUGGAGGACCUUUUUGAGGUUUUAAAUCAAGCACUGACGGACAGCAAGGAUUCUCCCUUUCCCCCGACGCCAGCCAGCAAAUCCCUUUUCUCUCCCCCUCCCCAGCGGCAGUUCCGCUGCCUUAUGCGUCAAAUUUAAAGGGUUUCUUUUAAAUUAAUAAAGCAACUGGAUGAUGCGCGCUGGCAGAAGCGGGAUCAGCCUCGUUGCCCCUGGAAUACAGCUUUAUUUCAGCAAGAUCUGGGGUGGAUAACAGAGCCCCCUUCCCGCCUGGCUUUGGAAUCUCUUUCAGCACCAUGCAAGUGGGCAGCUCCUCCGGGUGAGCCGUGUGUACCUAAACCGGCUUGCCCAAGGAGGGGUGUGUGGGGGGUGGGAUUGGCACCCCCACAAAAACAGGACCGAGUCUGCAUUAUUCCUUGCUAUCAAGGCGUGGAGUGGAGGAAGGCGAAUCUCCGCUGCAGCCCCGGGGAAGGGCUCGGAGAUUACUAUUGCAGGAGGGGGGAACUGGCCGUGGCCCCGUAAAACAAACCAAAAGAUUAGUCACCGCUGUCCGGGUUGCCCUGGGUGCUGGGGGAAGAAAACGAGUGAAAACUGCCAUCGAUUGAACUGCUGGGCAAAAGGCAAGCGGAGGGUGGGAAGGCAGCCAGAGGUUUCAGCACCACAGGAUCCGUGGACAGCUCCUUGCGAGGCUGCUCCGGGCAGCCAGGGGCUUGGAAAGGGCCGAGAGGAUUCGGAUUUCGCCCAACUUGGGUGCGGAGGGGAUUGUGGAGACAGGAAGAGAGGGUUUUGGUUGGUUUGUUUCUUCACCCUCUUCUCCUUAACGGAAAGUUAUGCAAAGCCCAGCACCUUCCUCUGGCUGCUCAGCUGGAAUCCUCUAAAGGGCUGAGCAAAGGACCUUGUAAAAACCAGCCCGUGCUAGGAAUCUCCUGUGCUUGGACACCUGCUGUGAGAUGGAUUCUGGAGCAGAUCAGAGCUGCUGAUGGGAAAGUGAUGGAGAAGGAAACCAUGCUGCGUCCCCUCGGAAAGGCUGCAGCAGGACUUGACGCUGCCUUUUCCUUGGCUCUCUGAGAAGCUACCCCACGCUCCCUCCUUGGUAAGUCUUCAAGGUGGAGCCUGGCUGCAGAGCCAGGGAGGCAAAGGGGGCUCAGUGCCGCAUGGCUGUCUAGGCUGCGUGUCAGGGCAGGGUUUUGGUGUGUCGUUGGCGAUGACUGGGAAGAGCCUGGGAUCUUUUUGCAUGGAGCAGCUCUCCUUCUGCCUACUUCUGAGCGCUUGCAGCUGCUGGUGGAACCCGGCCAGCUCAGCUAAACCGAAGGGCCAGGGGCAUCCACACAUGAACUCCAUCCGCCUUGACGGGGAUAUCACUCUGGGAGGCCUCUUCCCUGUGCACGGCCGGGGUGCUGAGGGCAAGGCCUGUGGUGAGCUGAAGAAAGAGAAAGGCAUUCACAGGCUGGAGGCCAUGCUCUUCGCCCUGGAUCGCAUCAACAACGACCACGACCUGCUCCCGAACAUCACCCUGGGUGCUCGCAUCCUGGACACCUGCUCCCGGGACACCCACGCCUUGGAGCAGUCGCUGACCUUUGUGCAGGCCUUGAUCGAGAAGGACAGCACUGAGGUGCGGUGCAUUAAUGGCGGGCCCCCCAUCAUCACCAAGCCGGAGCGUGUGGUGGGGGUGAUUGGUGCCUCGGGCAGCUCCGUCUCCAUCAUGGUGGCCAACAUUCUGCGCCUAUUCAAGAUACCCCAGAUAAGCUACGCUUCCACUGCCCCUGACCUGAGCGACAACAGUCGGUACGACUUCUUUUCCCGCGUUGUGCCCUCUGACACCUACCAAGCCCAAGCUAUGGUGGACAUAGUCAAGGAGCUCAAGUGGAAUUACGUCUCCACCUUAGCCUCCGAGGGAAGCUACGGCGAGAGUGGGGUGGAGGCCUUCAUCCAGAAGUCCAGAGAAGAUGGGGGAGUGUGCGUGGCCCAGUCGGUCAAGAUCCCUCGGGAGCCCAAGGCGGGAGAGUUCGAUAAGAUCAUUCGCCGUCUCCUGGAGACCUCCCACGCUCGGGCCGUCAUCAUCUUUGCCAACGAGGACGAUAUCAGGAGGGUGCUGGAGGCAGCGAAGAGGGCCAACCAGACCGGGCACUUCAUCUGGAUGGGCUCAGACAGCUGGGGCUCCAAAAUCUCCCCUGUGCUCCACCUAGAGGAGGUGGCCGAGGGAUCGGUCACCAUCCUGCCCAAGCGUGUGUCUGUCAAAGGUUUCGACCGAUACUUCUCCAGCCGGACGCUGGACAAUAACCGGCGAAACAUCUGGUUUGCUGAGUUCUGGGAGGACAACUUCCACUGCAAGCUGAGUCGGCAUGCGCUGAAGAAGGGCAGCAACAUCAAGAAAUGCACGAACCGUGAGCGGAUCGGACAGGACUCCUCGUACGAGCAGGAGGGGAAGGUGCAGUUCGUCAUUGAUGCUGUGUAUGCCAUGGGCCAUGCCCUACACAACAUGCACAAAAGCCUGUGUCCUGGCAAGGUCGGCCUUUGCCCCAGGAUGGACCCGGUGGAUGGCGUGGAGCUGCUCAAGUACAUCCGUAAUGUCAACUUCUCAGGCAUUGCUGGGACUCCAGUGACGUUUAACGAGAAUGGAGAUGCACCUGGCCGUUACGACAUCUACCAAUACCAGAUCAAAAACUCCACCGCUGAGUACAAAGUCAUUGGGCAAUGGACCGAUCACCUGCACUUAAAAAUAGAGCGCAUGCACUGGCCCGGGGGGGCCCACCAGCUCCCCAGCUCCAUCUGCAGCCAGCCGUGUAAGCCGGGCGAGAGGAAGAAGCUGGUGAAGGGCAUCCCGUGCUGCUGGCACUGCGAGCGCUGCGACGGCUACCAGUACCAGCUGGAUGAGUUCCACUGCAAGAUGUGCCGCUUUAACGAGCGCCCCGAUGAGAACCACACCAGCUGCGUCCCCAUCCCCAUCGUGAAGCUGGAGUGGAGCUCACCCUGGGCCGUGGUGCCCGUCUUCAUUGCCCUCAUGGGCAUCAUCGCCACCCUCUUUGUGGUGGUGACGUUCGUGCGCUACAACGACACGCCCAUCGUCAAGGCCUCAGGGCGGGAGCUCAGCUACGUGUUGCUGACGGGCAUCUUCCUCUGUUAUGCCACCACCUUCCUGAUGAUUGCUGAGCCUAGCAUGGGCACCUGCUCGCUGCGGCGUAUCUUCCUGGGGCUGGGCAUGAGCAUCAGCUACGCGGCCCUGCUCACCAAGACCAACCGCAUCUACCGCAUCUUUGAGCAGGGCAAGAAGUCGGUCAGCGCCCCGCGCUUCAUCAGCCCCGCCUCCCAGCUGGUCAUCACCUUCAGCCUCAUCUCUCUGCAGCUGAUGGGCGUAUGCAUCUGGUUCAUUGUGGAUCCCUCUCAUUCCAUCAUUGACUAUGAGGACCAGCGGACUACGGACCCCCUCUUUGCCCGGGGUAUCCUCAAAUGUGACAUUUCCGACCUGUCCCUCAUCUGUUUGCUCGGUUACAGCAUGCUCCUCAUGGUGACAUGCACUGUGUACGCCAUUAAGACCCGCGGGGUUCCGGAGACCUUUAAUGAAGCCAAACCCAUCGGGUUCACCAUGUACACGACCUGCAUCGUCUGGUUAGCCUUCAUCCCCAUAUUUUUUGGGACGUCACAGUCGGCGGAAAAGAUGUACAUCCAGACCAUGACGCUGACCAUCUCGGUGAGCCUCAGCGCCUCCGUCUCGCUGGGCAUGCUCUACAUGCCCAAGGUGUACAUCAUCCUCUUCCACCCGGAGCAGAACGUCCCCAAGCGCAAACGCAGCCUCAAAGCGGUGGUGACGGCCGCCACCAUGUCCAACAAAUUCACUCAGAAGGGAGGUUUCCGACCCAAUGGAGAAGCCAAAUCAGAACUGUGUGAAAAUCUUGAAACGCAAGCUCUGGCUACCAAACAGACUUACGUCAGCUAUAGCAACCAUGCAAUUUAACUCCAUCUGAUCAUAACCACCCCGGGAUGAGUUGCUGGGGAGGAGGCGGCGAAGCCAGAGAGUUGAGUCGAAUUGCUCAUUGCAGGAAGUUGGGGGGUGGGGAAGUUGGAUUCGAUUGGAAGAGGGCAUUGCAGGUGCCUAAUUCUACUGGCUGGGCUGGUGGACAAUGCUGCUUGGGAAGAUGGCCAUUAACGUCGGCAAAAAAACCAACCAACCAACCGUCAAAACACACGCCUCUCGGGAGGAGGAAGAGGAACAACCCACCAGGGUGCACAUACAGUGGGACAGAGGUGACAGACUUUAAUAAAUCUUCUGGGGGAUUUUUUUCUGUAUCUUGGAAAAAUAAAAUAAAUUGCAGAUACCUUUUCCCUUUUCCACAAUUUGUGAGAUCGUUUGUGGUUGUGAAGAAUCUCUCUCUCUCUCUCUCUCUUUCUCUCUUGUUCAUUUUCCAUUUUUCUUUUGUUGUCUUCUUCCUCUGCCUCUCUUCACUUUCUCUCUCUCUUUCUCUCUUUCUUUUUCUCCUGCCAAGUUCUAUGUGUUGCAAAAAAAAAUUAAAGAUUUUUUUAAAAAAAAUAAACAACAAAAAAAUAAAAUCUAGACUGUGUUCAAAGUGCUGAUUUCUAUAGGUGGUACAAUUGAUGUAUGUGAUGACCAUAUGGAUUGAAUUAUGUCUGCUUUAUGUACUGACCAAACGAAAAAAAAACCAACAAAAAACCCCCCUAAUUUCAGUGCCUGGAUGUUUAUGAAUUAUUCUAUGAAAAGUGUAGAGCAUGAUCAUUUUUAUACGAGGAACUUUCUA
Molecule: messenger RNA, 4883 nt
Organism: Gopherus flavomarginatus (Mexican gopher tortoise)
Lineage: Eukaryota; Metazoa; Chordata; Testudines; Testudinidae
Gene: GRM4
Product: glutamate metabotropic receptor 4
Exons: 11
Coding region: 1337-4084 (915 amino acids)
Biological process (GO): G protein-coupled glutamate receptor signaling pathway; regulation of synaptic transmission, glutamatergic
Cellular component (GO): membrane
Molecular function (GO): adenylate cyclase inhibiting G protein-coupled glutamate receptor activity
Source: RefSeq, a predicted model, not a curated record